CACAAUUUAAAUAAACAAACAGCAUAAGGGUCCCCUCUUGUUUCCAAAAGCAACCCAAUAAUAUUCUCAUCUCAACUAAUCAUAUACAGUCAUUUCCAUCCCUUUAUGCACCAUUUUCUCUAUUCCCCAUGCAGCCACUCCCUGAACAAAACAAAUGCAAUCCUCAUUCUAAUCUGACACAACCAAUUUUCUUUACUUGGGGUGUCUAGAAUUGUUUGCUUAUUUCUUCCAACUGCAAUUUCCAAUGGAGAUUUUCCAUUCUUUCUACUAUAAUCUUCUUGCUGCUUCGGUGUUCUUCACAGCAGUUUCAGCCGUUGAUCUCUACUCAGAGGCGCUUCUGAGCUUAAAAGUUGAGAUCAUAGAUGAGUAUGAUAGUCUUAGUGACUGGUCUUUGCCUUCUGAAGCAAUUCCAUCUGGGAAAACCUCUGUAUGUUCUUGGUCUGGUGUCUCUUGCGACAAGAAUUCCACAACCGUUGUUGCUCUAGACCUGUCUGCAAAGAGCCUCGGUGGUGCAAUCUCCGGGAAGCAAUUCGACAUUUUCACUGAGCUCGUUGAUCUUAACAUUAGUUACAACUCAUUCUCUGGGCAGCUUCCCCUGGGAAUCUUCAACCUCAGCAAUCUUAAAACCUUGGACAUCAGCAGAAACAACUUUUCCGGUCACUUCCCGCAUGGAAUCUCCGGUCUUCGGAACCUCAUUGUGCUAGAUGCUUUCAGCAACAGCUUCUCAGGGUCAUUACCAGCCGAUAUUUCACAGCUUGAAAAUCUCAAGAUUCUAAACUUUGCUGGGAGUUAUUUCAAGGGACCAAUCCCAUCAGAGUACGGCUCAUUCAAGAAGCUUGAGUUUCUCCAUUUUGCAGGGAAUUUUCUUGGAGGAAACAUUCCACCAGAAUUGGGAAAGCUCAAAACAGUAACCCACAUGGAGAUUGGCUACAAUUCUUACCAAGGAGGUAUCCCUUGGCAAUUGGGCAACAUGAGUGAGCUCCAGUAUCUUGAUAUUGCUGGUGCUAACCUCUCUGGCCCAAUACCAAAGGAACUCAGCAAUCUCACCAAGCUUGAGUCAUUAUUUCUCUUCAGAAACCAGCUGACUGGAGCUAUACCAUCGGAAGUCAGCAGAAUUGCGCCUCUUACAAGCUUGGAUCUUUCAGAUAAUCUAAUUACUGGGACGAUCCCCAAGAGCUUCUCAGAGUUGAAGAAUCUUAAACUGCUGAGUCUAAUGUACAACGCCAUGAGUGGCACGGUUCCUGACCAAAUUGCCGAGCUUCCAUCACUUGAGACUCUUCUUAUAUGGAACAAUUUCUUUAAUGGGACACUUCCGCAGAGCUUGGGGAGGAACUCAAAACUCAAGUGGGUCGAUGUCUCCACAAACAAUUUCAUGGGCACUAUUCCACCAGAUAUCUGUGCAAAAGGGGGAUUGUAUAAGCUAAUCCUGUUUUCCAAUUAUUUUACGGGUAGUCUUUCACCGUCUCUCUCCAAUUGUCCCUCACUUGUUCGUCUUAGACUGGAAAAUAACUCCUUCUCAGGUGAGAUCCCUUUGAAAUUUAGCUAUCUUCCUGAUAUCACAUACGUUGAUCUAUCCAGAAACAACUUUAGUGGAGGGAUUCCAACAGAUUUGUUCCAAGCUAUCAAACUUCAGUACUUCAACAUUUCUGAUAACCCGCAGUUAGGUGGUAAAAUUCCUCCUAAAACGUGGACUUUGCCUAUUCUUCAGAAUUUUUCAGCAUCUUCGUGUGGUAUUUCUGGAAAUAUACCUCCAUUUCAAGGCUGCGAUUCCGUUACUGUUAUUGAACUGAACAUGAACCGUUUAUCAGGAUCUCUACCAGUAAGCAUUUCCAGUUGCCAUUCUCUUGAGAAGGUUGCUUUAGCAAACAAUAAUUUUACGGGUCAUAUACCUGAUGAGCUUGCAAGUCUUCCUGAUCUUACUGUCAUAGAUCUCUCACACAAUAGUUUCGCUGGACCAAUACCUGCCAAGUUCAGUCAUUCUUCAAGCUUACAACUACUAAAUGUGUCUUUCAACGAUAUUUCCGGCUCCAUUCCCUCAGAAAAGCAGUUUAGAACAAUGGGUAGAAGUGCAUUUACUGGAAAUUCGAAGCUAUGCGGAGCUCCUCUGCAAUCAUGCUCCGGUUCAAUGGGAAUAUUUGGAAGCAAAAGAACGGGACAGGUUAUAUGGGUGGUGCUAAUCUCUGUAGGUGCAGUUAUGUUGAUCGCGCUUUCAAUACUAGCAAUAGUUUACCUUCGUAGAGGCAGUAAAGGACAAUGGAAGAUGAUCUCCUUCAGUGGACUUCCUCAGUUCACGGUGAAUGAUGUCUUGAGAAGCUUCACUUCUGCAAAAUCCUUGGAUGACACCAUGCCAUCACCACCAGGUUCAGUAUGCAAAGCAGUUUUACCCACGGGGAUAACUGUUUCAGUGAAGAAGAUUGACUGGCAAGCAAAGAGGAUGAAGCCUAUGCUGGAAUUUAUAACCAAAAUAGGGAAUGCAAGGCAUAAGAAUCUGACUAGACUGCUGGGGCUUUGCUACAACAAGCAUACAGCUUAUCUUUUGUAUGAUUACUUGCCGAAUGGAACUCUGGCUGAUAGGAUUGGCAUGAGAAGGGACUGGGCAACAAAGCACAGAAUUGUGAUGGGAAUUGCAAAGGGAUUGUGCUUCCUACAUCAUGACUGUUUUCCCGCGAUUCCCCAUGGAAAUUUGAGAUCGAGUAACAUAGUGUUCGAUGAAAACAUUGAACCCCAUUUGGCAGAAUUCGGAAUCAAAUAUAUGCUUGAUUUGAACAAAGAUUCAAUUGCAGCAACAGAUUCAGGGAGGGAAACAGGUGAAUUCAGCAGCACCAUAAAAGAGGAGCUUUACAUGGAUAUGUACAGGUUCGGGGAGAUGCUGCUCGAAAUUUUAACAAAUGGCAGGUCAACCAAUGCAGAGGUAAGCAUACAGAACAAGCCAAUAGAAGUCCUGUUCGCUGAUGUUCUCGGCGACAAUGAAGUGGGUUCUAGCACAUCUAUACAAGAGGACAUAAAAGUCGUACUUGAAGUUGCUUUGCUUUGUACCAGGAGUAGGCCAACUGACAGACCGACCAUGGAAGAAGCAUUGAAGCUUUUAUCAGGCUCGCAGUCACAGAGAAAGUAAAGCCGGGUUCAAUUUUUUGGCCGCAGAUAAUAUAAGAGAACAUUUAACAUAUACAAAUAUAGUUUCAUUGUAAUAAUUGGUUUGGUUGUAGUUAAAUUUCUUUUAUAGCUUGUUUCCAUCAUACAUUUACAUGCUAUAAAUAAGGUCAGUUUAG
This is a messenger RNA of Morus notabilis, 3269 nucleotides long. RefSeq names its product leucine-rich repeat receptor-like protein kinase TDR. The record is from RefSeq and is a predicted model, not a curated record. Gene Ontology annotation, molecular function: protein kinase activity; ATP binding; receptor serine/threonine kinase binding. Bases 245 to 3115 code for a protein of 956 amino acids. The transcript has 2 exons. Gene Ontology annotation, biological process: protein phosphorylation. NCBI's taxonomy places the organism in Eukaryota, Viridiplantae, Streptophyta, Magnoliopsida, Rosales, Moraceae.